AUGACCCACGUGCCCCUGCACCUGUGGAGGCCGCAGUUUGGCGACCCCCGCGAGGGAUCCCGCGGGGCUGUGCCCGGGACCCCCUCCCCGGAUGAAGCCCGAGGCGCGGCGCGGGUCGCCGUGCCGGAGCUGACGGGAGCCGCGCAGGCGGCGGACCCAACCACGACUGUGGCGUGCGGAGCAGAGGGCACCUCGUCCGGCAACGACCUCACGGUCUUGGCCCCCACCUCGUCCAACGAGGUGCUGGUGGCGGCCGACGAGUGGCUCUGCACGCAACCCUGCUGCCUUCCCCAUGGCCGGCCGGAGCCCUCCCCUGUACCAGCCACAGAGAACAUCAGCGUGUCUGUGCCUGCACCCCAAGAGGAGGACGACGGCAUUCCGGCGGCACGGCUCUCGUUGUUUGCACCGGAGCGGCUGAACCUCCGGUGGGAGAGCGACGUCUGCAAGGGUGCCGGCCUGCGCAACCUGGGGAACACCUGCUUCCUCAACGCCACGCUGCAGUGCCUCGCCUACACGCCGCCGCUCGCCAACUACCUGCUGCUGCAAGAGCACUGCAGCACCUGCCAACAAAGCGACUUUUGCCUGAUGUGUGUCAUGGAGCAUCACAUUGUCAGCACGUUCAACAACUCGCAGAGAGUGCUGACACCCAAGGUCAUAACUAAGAACAUCACGCGUGAGUCCCAAUACUACGUUCACACUUGCACUCGCAGGAGAAGUUAUCCCCCGCGAUCUUUCUCCAUCUGUGUUCCAAGCAUCGCCAAACACCUGCGCAUUGGGAGACAGGAAGAUGCCCACGAGUUUCUGCGAUACGUGGUAGAUGGCAUGCAAGCCUCAUGCCUCUAUGGCCACAGCGAGCUGGACAGAUACACGGAGGCUACCACCCUCAUUUACCAGAUCUUCGGGGGUUACCUUCGAUCACGUGUGGAGUGCAUGCAGUGCUGCAACCACUCCGACACCUUUGACACGUGCCUGGACAUUGCACUCCAUAUUAAUAACUCAUCAGAUCUUGUGGAGGCAUUUGAAGAGUUUUUUAACAAGGAGACGCUGGACGAAUACACCUGCGGAAUGUGCUGCUGCAAGGGGGAAGCGACGAAGACGAUGGCUCUCCACCGCCUGCCCAACGUCCUCACCGUCUCCAUCAAGCGGUACAACCUCUACGGCGUCAAGAUCAACCGGAACAUCACCUACCCGGAGCACCUGGACAUGCAACCCUUCACCUCAACGUCUCAGGGCGAGCCCGCGAUCUACUCCCUGUACUCGGUGCUGGUGCACAAGGGAGCCAACUCCAACAGGGGUCAUUAUUAUUGCUACAAUAAGAUCAGCGAUGGACAAUGGUGCUGCAUGAACGACUCCAACGUGCGGCACGUCGACACCAAGGCUGUGAUGAAUAAGCAGGCCUACGUGCUCUUCUAUAUUCGGUCCCCAGAAUUGAACGCGCCGCCAGCGGAGAGCUACUGCCCGCUGGAGCACGUCAAGGCGACGUCCUGGUCGUGCCUUAAGCGGCCCCACUCGGCGAAGGAAGACCCCGGACCCAGUUACCGGACAGCAGCUCUCCUCACCGGCGCGCAAGAAACCCAAGAUGUCGGACCGCCCCAACGGGAACAACUGCCGGAGCCACUGCAAGUGCGACGGCAGGAACAGCAGCAGCAGCAGCUACCGGCAACGCCAGACACGCAACAGCCGUUGCCGCUAGUCCCAGAGCAGCCACCACCACCACCCCGAUCUCACAGCAGCCGCUGCCAUUCCACCAGCAACCACCGCCAGUCCUACAGCAGCCACCACCACCACCGCCGCAGGUCUCAUAGAAGCCGCCGUCAGCACCACAGCAGCUGCUGCCACCGCGUGUCCCACAGCAGCCAGUCCAACAGCAGCCAGUCCAACAGCAGCCAGUCCCACAGCAGCCAGUCCAACAGCAGCCAGUCCAACAGCAGCCACCGCCACCAGUCCCACCACAGCCACCGCCACUCUGGUCGCACAGCAGCCACCACCGGUGUAACAACUGGCACUCGCCCCACCAAGAUAAGUCGCUGGUUAAAAUCCAUGAUCACGUGUCUAACCUCUUGCUUCCCCUCAAGAUCAAACUAAUUUUGAGAGACAUUUUACGAAGGCACCAGGUAGAGGCUCACCAUGGCGUCGCCCGCCCCCCUAAAAUGUAUU
Messenger RNA from Lethenteron reissneri (Far Eastern brook lamprey), 2157 nucleotides. RefSeq names its product ubiquitin carboxyl-terminal hydrolase 36-like. Gene Ontology annotation, cellular component: nucleus; cytosol. NCBI's taxonomy places the organism in Eukaryota, Metazoa, Chordata, Hyperoartia, Petromyzontiformes, Petromyzontidae. The record is from RefSeq and is a predicted model, not a curated record. Gene Ontology annotation, biological process: regulation of apoptotic process; protein deubiquitination. Gene Ontology annotation, molecular function: cysteine-type deubiquitinase activity.